UAACAAUGCUUUGUGAUUAAUAAACAGCAGCUAAAAUUGGAUAAAAUUUAUUUAAAGAUUAUAUGGUAGAUGGCACCUUAGAUAACAAUUCAUGUAAAAUUUUGUUGAAUGUAUAAAGUACAUAGAAUGUUAGAAGAUUGCUAUGCUAAAUUAAAUUUGCCUAUGCCUCAUUUAAAUGAUGAAGAUUUAUUAUAAUAUGCUUAGAUUUGGGAUUUAAAUUAAGAUAAUUCAAUUACAGAAGAUGAUGUUGAAAAUAAUGCAAAAUAAUUAUUAUCACAAGAAUUAGAAAUUAAUAUGUAAGCUUAAGAACUAACUGGUUAUCCACCAAUAUAAGUAGAGUAUCAUAGCUACGUCGUUGAAAAUAUUUAAUAAAAAUAAGAAAGUGAUUUUAUUAUAGUUUAAAAGGAUGUUAAAUAAGAAACUGGAAAUUUUUCCUAAAAACCAAUAUCAGAAUCAUAUAUUGAAAAAUAUAUUUUAGAUAAAUAAGCCCUUUAGACUAUUUCAAACUCAAAAUUAUAACCUUUGAGUUAAUAAUCAAAUACUUUUGUUUAUCCUUUAGAAACAGAACAUAACAAAUAUUAGAACUACAAUACACGAACUCAAAAAAAGCUUGAAUUGGCAGAAAGAAUUUUUAAUAAAUUUUAAAAAAAUGGUUUCAUAACACAAAAUGAGGUUGAAAUAAUUUUAAUAUUAGGCUUAUGCAUUAUUAUAAGAAACUUAUCAAAAGUUGAAUAUGCCAUAUUAAAUAACAGAAUAAGAUGCUAAAUCUUGGAUGCUUAUGGCUGACAAAGAUAAAGAUGGAAGAGUUAGAUUAUAGGAUUUUCAUUAAGUGCUCUUAGAUAGUUUAGUGUAAGCUGGAAUUAAUAUAAAUUGA
This is a messenger RNA of Paramecium sonneborni, 874 nucleotides long. Lineage: Eukaryota; Ciliophora; Oligohymenophorea; Peniculida; Parameciidae. The record is from the annotation of a GenBank genome assembly.